AUGGAGUUACUGCCGAGGAUACAUGUAGCUAACAAGCAAUGCAAACAGUUACAUGCACCAUUCAUGCACACCAGAGCAAAGAGCAAAGUUAAUCCAUCAAUUCAGUGGAAGUAAGUGAGUACAGUAGGCUUACCACACCAACUAGCUCUACCAUAGACUACACUGAUUUAUCAGUUAACAUAAACAGAGUGUGAAGACCUAGCACUUCUUUUGUUAUCAUUGAAGAUGAGUUUUUGUGGAGUCCUCGUUUUAGAGAUGACUCUCACACGUCUCUUCCUGUGCGUUUUAACAGAGAGUCAAGCAAUAUUAAUGCCUUCAACUUACAGAAGAACAACUAGUUAUAUCAUCUACACACAGAAAUCUAUUGGUUUCCUUGCACACACAAAAGAAUCAGCUGCUGCCAUUCAGAAACGGCAAAUAAUACAUGUAGGUGGUUGUCCUGCACACACACUCAAAAACAAAUCAUAUGAAACAGUUGCUAUUGUCACACACAAGCAUUUACUAAACAAACAAUGGAGAACAAACAGUUGCCAUGGAUGCAAAGGAGAACAAGCAACUAGUAACCUUUUUCUUUGUUCCUCUAUCAAAUGUUUUGUAGGUUUGUGCAAACCAAAGAUGAUUUUUCUCUCAAGAUCAACUACCAUUUAUUACAAAAAGAGGUGAGUAAAAUAUUAUUAUUCAGCAAAUAGGAUUAUUUUAUUGUACAAUGAUGCCAUUUGACUAUGAUCAACAGAAUCCUUGUGGUUAUUUUUGUAUGGGUAAAUUAGGGAUUUUUAAUAAGAAAGCAACAAAGAAAUGGAUUUGUGUUUCGACCUUCAACCCUUCGUACUCUGAUUAUGUGUGUUUUGACCAUAUAUCAAGUGAAACGUCGCAAAGCACAGCGUUCGAGCAAAAGCGUUUGGACCUCUAAUCAUUGUCCCUUGCACUCCCUACCCUUUGGCAGGCCCGGAUCUAGAAUAAAUACCGACCGAUUUCCUAUUCUAGGGAGGACUGGGGGAAUGCUUCCCCGGGUAAUGUUUUGCAUUUUAACCCCCCAAAGUCCCCUUUCCUGGGUUUCUGAGCUAUUCAGACAGGAUAUUUAUUGACUCUCCAAACCAUUUUCCAGAUUUCAACUUGGAAGGUUUAAAGUUUUUACUAAAAAUAAUAUAUCUAUUAUGAAAUAUCGAACCGAUUUCCGUAAAACGGUGGAAACCGGUAUGGAUCCGCGCCCGUUUGGUUAUUACUUAAGUAGCAUAUCUAAUACUUUUAAGAAGCAAGCAGUAGUCAAAUUUCUUAAGCAACAGCAACCAUUAAUGUUUUUGGCCAAAAAUAUGCUUUUCUUCUGUUUCUGGUAUGCAACCACAAAUGUGGUGUCACAAAAGUCUCAGUUUUAUAACGCUGAUUCUGCAUAUUAUACUACAUGCUGACAGAUAAAUGUUGAAUUACCAAAAAAACCCAAUGGCUGUAAAUGAUGUGUGCAGGUAGACAAGCAAAAUGUCACAGUGAUCUGUUGGACAUAAUUGUGGGGGUGGGGUGAUGCAUGGUUUCUUAGACAACACACUUUGUUCCUUUCUAUGUUUGGUUGAAUACUUCACUCAAAUGCUCAAUCCCCUUUGUUUCAAUGUAUUCCCCUACAUAAAAAAUAAUAUUCUUUUUAUAAGGGAACAUUUUAAAACAAACUGGAUUGAGCAUUUGCGUCAGAAAUCCAAACAGUUAGGAAAGAGUCAAAAUCAAAAACCAGCAGGAAUGCAGGUCAAAAUUUUGAUGUGUCUUUAUUGUCUCUUAUUUGAUAAGUUAACACAACAAACAGGGCUUCCGGAAUUAUGUGUCUUUUUUUUCAGCAAAUUAUGUGCCAAAAAUCCCGAAUUAUGCGAAUUGCACAAUGUUGUGCCAUAUUUUUAAGCGAAGAUUUUAAUGUUUCAAUUUAUUAAGCUUGCAAAUCAAGUUAGUCAAAGUAAGUAAGUAAGUUAACAAAGUAAGUAAGUCAACAAAAACAACUUACUGACUGAUGCUGCUAAGAUUUUUUCAGGGUGAGCGAGGAAAGACACAUGUUUAUUAUUGAAAUAAAACAUAAAAGUACAAAUAUGAUGAGCAACAACAAUUCAUUACACCAAACGUAUUUCUCGUUCCUUCUUACAUGUUGGGUAGCGACACAAAGAAGCAAAAGCUCCAUUGACCAGAUUGACAUGGAAUUCAAAAGUGAAAUAGGUUCUCAUUGUAAAAUCUAAAGCUCACUAAUAUGCAUUUAUAGACCAUCUGUAUAUAUUUGCUUUGACACAUAAUGUUUCAAUGUUCAUCUCUUCCUGCUCCUCUUUAUAUACUGGUAAACCUGUUGUACCUCUUCCAACUGAGGAAAUCGGAGUGGACCACUUCCUUGGAUUUGAAGUGAACCAAAGAUUAGCCAGGAGGGGGAGCAGUCGUCAAUGUCAUCACAUUUGGGCCGGUCAAACACUUUUACCCCGACUGAGUGCAGGAACUUUAUUGUCAGAGUAGCAUUCUUGUUCCUUAGGACGUAACAAAUGUAGAAUGCUUCUGAUAUUCCACUGUAUAGUACUCCCCUUCUUGUCUUGGUUGUAACUUAUCUUCAACCUUCAUCCUGUGAAGCUCAAGUAACAUCUGCUUCUGGAUGGAAGGGAUUCUAUCACUGCUUACUGCUGCACCAGACAAACCUGGCAAGCAAGUGCAUACAUUGACAUCGCAAUCGUAUCCAUUCUCCUGCUGUAGUAGCUGGCCAUUAGCAUUGCUCACAAAACUCCAUUCAGUUGUUUCAUCAUCCAGAGAGGGAUCAAUUUCCUUUAGCAACUUCCACAUCUUUCGCAGUGCAACUUCGUGAGUAGGCUUGACAGAAGAUCCUUGAAGGCUGUCCAUAAUGACUAUCUGCACUUUUGCUUGGGCAAAGCCACAAGGAGAAACCAGUGCUUGCUCGUCACUGGGUUACACGGAACAAGGACAUACUGUACAUGUAAUCCUGCAUCAUGAGGUCAGCUUUAACUCCAAGAAGACCCACAGCAAGCUGACUGCUGAUCCCUUUCUCAAAAACUUCCCACUCUAUGGUUUCUGCAUUACACGUAGCUGUUUCGGCAAUAACUUUAAGGGAUGAAUCAAUAACAAAAUAUUUUAUUACUCAAGUAGUAUUGUCCUUGUCCUUCUGAUGGCCACCAUGGAGAGAGCUCAAUUAAAUCAUUACCAACAGUACAGAGGGAACUUCCUCCAAACUUUACUGAACUAUCAACCAUUGCAUUGACUAUUGCAUUUAGGUGGGCUGGAAAUUCAUUGGCUUCUGUUUUCUCAAAUUUAGCUGAGGUUUUCUUGUCAAGGCCACACUGUAUUUGAGGAUCAUUUGGUGAUGGGACCUUAACUGAUAAGGGAACUGGCGAGGAAGUCUUAACUUUCAUAGGUUUUAUGGGGUUCGCACCUUUCUCAGGUAUCCCUUUUUGUUCAUGGGUGGUAUUGAGCUUGUUUGGUGGUCUUGAUGAUGGAUUGGCCUGCCUUGAUGACUUCGUAGCUGGUUUGAAAAAACCUGAUACCUACAAGGAAUGAACAGGGUCAUCUGGACUGGCCACUGACUUGUUUGAUGUAUGCACUGAACUGCCAGAAGACCUAGACAGGAAUUUGAUAGGCGGGGCUACUAAAUUGCUGGACAUAGGAACAGAGCCAGUAGAAUCUGUAGGAAUUGGACUCUUUGGUCUUGGGUCUUUGUUGAUGGACUUUGUAAGUGAGUCACAAGGAAGUGGAGUAGUUGGAGUCCAUUCGGAGACCACCUACAAUACAAUAUAAUAAUCUUUAUUUACACCCUUAAUAAAAAAUACUAAACAGACUUCUAAUAAUAGUUGAAAAAUGGAAACGUACAACUGUACCUCUUCUCUAACUGUAGACUUAACUUGUAGAUUCCAGUUAAGGAAAUGGUAUGCGUUGAGGCUACUUGUUGGUGCGAAUGACAUUCACUUCCCAUCGAGAAUGUUGUUGUAAUUGGAAAAGCAGCACUCCACAUCAUAAGAACCCAGUGUCUCUGUGUAGUAGAUUGAGGCUACUUUGUACAGGUUGGGGAGUUCACUGGUAUUCGACUUCCAAAACAGCUUAACAUCUACCUUUCCAUUUGUGCUUCUUUUCACCGCCACUGGGCCAAUGACAUGGGCAUACAAAUCAGUCUCCAUAUGGGGCACAUCUUCAAUCCCUGGGAUACAGUUGGGUGUAAGGGUCGUAUCCAAACUCACAAGAUUGCGGGGAUCUAGUAUUCUGACAUCAUGUAGGAAAAGUACUGCCAGGUUGUCCCCUGCCCUCAUCUGUGUAUUUCUCUAGCUUCUGGUGUCGGAGAAUGCUAACCUGAAAUGGAAAUUUAAAACUGAUAUUUCUUUUUACAUCAUAUGGCUGUUUUAGUCAUAGGAAUAGGCCUAUGGUUGCACAAAAAAGUUUUACAAGUAAUUUAUCAUGAUUUUCCUCAUUAAAAAAUGAAAAGAAACGAGCUGGCAAGCUUUGUUUUCACUGGAUAUGUGCUAUUUACCUGACAGUGUGAGCAACAUCAGACUUCUCAUUGCUGGUAAAUGACAUCAAUGUGCCUUGGAAGCAGUAUUUUCAACUCAUCUUCGCUUAAUGAAGAAUUUGAGUUGAGGAUGCAAAAGAGACUCUUCAUUUUGUUGUGUGACUGUGUUACAUGAGGGAUUCUCUGUUGGAAAUAAUCCAUUAGAUGCAUCAAUAUUGGGCUGGUGUAAGCAACAACCCUGAGCUUGGCGUACGCGUGUAGCAUCUUCAUGAGUGUGUCGUCUCCAUACAUUUUCUCAAGGCGCAACAAAAGGCACUUACAGCAUUUUUACCACAUCACUGAAUCUCUUGGGUGAUGAAAUCCUCAUAGAUGUUGAAGUGCUUUGCUUGGUACACAGCUGAGUCAAACUAUGCUGACCAGCUCUUCGUUGAUGGAUUGGGAAGGAUAGUAGCUUUGCCUGGAUAUCACUGGCACAGUCAUUCAUGUAUUUCAGGAAACGACCUUUGUGCCCACAAAUUCCUCAUGCACUUGGCAAACUCUAUGACAAAGCUGACAUGUUGCUUAAAAUCACCAGCCACUAGACUUAUGAUGUGGCUGUGGCAGGUAAUAUGGACACGACUUGAGAAAAAACAUGAAAGCAUUUCCCUGAAAGCCUUUUUUCUGUAACUAGCGUUGUCAGUAUUACAAAUCAGGCCACCAUCAAAGUCUAUUCCAUAGUCAUUGAUAGGCUUUAACAACUGCUUGGGACACAGUCUUGUUAUUUGUUUCUGUCACAAAGUGGGUAUCUAACCCGUCAGCAAUGUUUCUGCCACUGGGAGAAAGCUUGUCGAAGUCCAGAAUUGUCGCCAUAAUGUCUAUUACACAAUGACCAUUGUCAUUGCCAAGCUCGUCUACCAUUAUGGCAACAUUGCCUCUUUUAUUUUCAACAAUUUUGCCUCUUUUAUUUUCUGCUUAAGUUUUUCCUUUUCUAACUCAUAAACAUCUAAUAAGUGGUCCUGAAGCUGUGUGCCCUUAGGGAUUGCGCCACAAUUGACUACACGGGAGAGAAGAUCGAAAUUCACGCAUUGUAGGAUUUUCUGAUUUGUUUAGCGGUAUGUUUGCAGCAGCACACGCCCUUAUCCACUCAUGGCAGACUUUCACUUUCUAUUCAUGAGCUGGAGCUUUGCACUUGAAUGAAGUCUUCAAUGUCUGUUGUUUCGCUUGCUUCAAAGAGGAUUCAUCCAUUUGCUUGAUGUGUGAAACAGCUGAAAGGUGCUUGUCAAGAAUUGACUUUGGGUGGUGAUCCACAACAACAUCACAGUUGAACAAAAUAAGAGAUUGUUAUCUGCAUGGAACUUCCCGGGAUAUUGCUUAGCCCUCUCUUGUGGUGUAAUGCUACGUGGCUUUUCCAUUGGUUUUACUUUUAAUACAAACUUAUCCAUUUUCAAAGUGAAAACACGGGAAAGAAAGUUGUUUUGCUGCCGAAUAAAUCGAAGCAGGGCGCUUUUUUUCUUUUCCAAUCAUGGCUCGUGCUAUAUAAAAAACUGGAGCACAGUCCCCAAUGGCCAGCAGAGUAGAACGCCUGAAUGCCUUGUUGAUUUGCGAUAUUUGUGAAUGCUUUUGCAACAAAACGGUGGCUAUUUGUUGCGAAAAUGUACUAUAUUUACAGGAAAAAAAUCUCCAUGCAACUCUCAAGGUAUGAAAAAACAUAGCUUGUUAAUAGAUUUUUCAAAAUUUUCAAAAAUUAUGUGCCAUGAUGGUUUUUUAAUUAUGCAAAUUAUGCGCCCAGAGCCAAAUUAUGCGAUUUCACAUCUGCGCUUAAUUCCGGAAGCCCUGAACAAAGUAAUAUGACAGGUAGACACUCUGCUCCUAUUUUGUUUUGUGGCAGGGGAGGUGGGGGGUGGAGGGAAGACAGCCUCAAGAAAAAAAAAUGUGACUUGCAAAAAAAGCCAAGUUUAAUACAUCUUAUUUAAUUACAUCUUGAAUUUUAAGAUGUAAUUGAAUAAGAUGUAUUAAACCUACUCUACUGUUUCCUUCAGUUAAACACAAUGUUCUCAACUAUGUGGGACGUUUCUGUUUUCAUUAUUACAUGUACAUGUAUAAUAAUGUCAUUGUAACUGCAGUUAUUUCCUUCAUCAGAUGAUGUCAAGCAAGCUCAGGAGAAGACCGUGA
This is a messenger RNA of Porites evermanni, 6610 nucleotides long. The record is from the annotation of a GenBank genome assembly. Lineage: Eukaryota; Metazoa; Cnidaria; Anthozoa; Scleractinia; Poritidae.